Molecule: messenger RNA, 2274 nt
Organism: Oreochromis niloticus (Nile tilapia)
Lineage: Eukaryota; Metazoa; Chordata; Actinopteri; Cichliformes; Cichlidae
Product: protein NLRC3-like
Exons: 4
Coding region: 33-2144 (703 amino acids)
Source: RefSeq, a predicted model, not a curated record
CCUUCUCAGUAUCAGCAGCAGACACGUCAGAGAUGGAGAAGGCCUUACCAGUGCAGCUGCUGCACAUGCUGGAGGAUUUGGGGAAAGAGGAGCUGGAAUGUUUCCAGUGGUACCUGCACAAUGAACCUGGAGAUGAUUUCAUGACCAUCAAAAAGUGCCAUCUGGAGAACGCGGACAGACGGCAAACAGUAGAUGUGAUGGUGCAGGCGUAUUCAGACCAUGCGAUGGAGGUGGCGAGGUCGAUUUUAAGGAAGAUAAAUAAAAGUCAGUCAGAGGAAAAAGAAACAAACACUAAGUACGGAAGGCCCUCAGCCCAGGAUGCUUCAUCAAUUUCAUCAGAAGAGGCUCUCCAAGAGUGUCAGUUUAAACUCAAGUCUAACUUGAAGGAGAAGUACCAGUGUGUGUUUGAGGGCAUCGCUAAAGCAGGAGAGUCAACCCUUCUGAAUCAGAUCUACACAGAGCUCUACAUCGCAGAGGGAGGGAUUGCAGAGGUCAAUUAUGAACAUGAGGUCAGACAGAUUGAAACAGCAUCCAGGAAACCAGACAGACCAGAAACAAGAAUCAGACAAGAAGACAUCUUUAAAGCCUCACCUGGAAGAGAUAAACUAAUCAGAACAGUGUUGACAAAGGGAGUGUCUGGCAUUGGGAAAACAGUCUUAACACAGAAAUACACCCUGGACUGGGCUGAAGACAAAGCCAACCAGGACAUCCAGUUCAUAUUUCCAUUCACUUUCAGAAAGCUGAAUGUGCUGAAAGAGGAAAAGUUCAGCUUGGUGGAACUUGUUCAUCACUUCUUUACUGAAACCAAAGAAGCAGGAAUCUGCAGCUUUGAAGACUUCCAGGUUGUGUUCAUCUUUGAUGGUCUGGAUGAGUGUCGACUUCCUCUGGACUUCCACAAAACUACAAUCCUAACUGACCCUAGAAAGUCCACCUCAGUGGAUGUGCUGCUGAUAAAUCUGAUCAGGGGUGAACUUCUUUCCUCUGCUCACCUCUGGAUAACCACACGACCUGCAGCAGCCAAUCAGAUCCCUCCUAAAUGUGUUGGCAGGGUGACAGAGGUCAAAGGGUUCACCGACCCACAGAAGGAGGAGUACUUCAGGAAGAGAUUCAGAGAUGAGGAGCGGGCCAGCAGGAUCAUCUCCCACAUCAAGACAUCACGAAACCUCCACAUCAUGUGCCACAUCCCAGUCUUCUGCUGGAUCACUGCUACAGUUCUGGAGGAUGUGCUGGAAACCAGAGAGGGAGGACAGCUGCCCAAGACCCUGACUGAGAUGUACAUCCACUUCCUGGUGGUUCAAGCCAAAGUGAAGAAGGUCAAAUAUGAUGGAGGAGCUGAGACAGAUCCACACUGGAGUCCAGAGAGCAGGAAGAUGAUUGAGUCUCUGGGAAAACUGGCAUUUGGUCAGCUACAGAAAGGAAACCUGAUCUUCUAUGAAUCAGACUUGACAGAGUGUGACAUCGAUAUCAGAGAAGCCUCAGUGUACUCAGGAGUGUUCACACAGAUCUUUAAAGAGGAGAGAGGACUGUACCAGGACAAGGUGUUCUGCUUCAUCCAUCUGAGUGUUCAGGAGUUUCUGGCUGCUCUUCAUGUUUAUCUGACUUUCGUCAGCUCUGGAGUCAAUCUGCUUAAAAAACAACAACCAAAACCAUGGUCUAAUUUAUUUAAAAAGAAAAUUAGUUUGAAAUCUUUCCACCAGAGCGCUGUGAACAAGGCUUUAAAGAGUCCAAAUGGACACCUGGAUUUGUUCCUCCGCUUCUUCCUGGGUCUUUCACUGCAAACCAAUCAGACACUCCUACAAGGCCUUUUGACACAGACAGGAAGUAGCUCACAGACCAGUCAGGAAACAGUCCAGUACAUCAAGAAGAAGCUCAGUAAAAAUCUGUCUUCAGAGAAAAGCAUCAAUCUGUUCCACUGUCUGAAUGAACUGAAUGAUCGUUCUCUAGUGGAGGAGAUCCAACAGUCAUUGAAAUCAGGAAGUCUCUCCACAGAUAAACUGUCUCCUGCUCAGUGGUCAGCUCUGGUCUUCAUCUUACUGUCAUCAGAAAAAGAUCUGGAUGUGUUUGACCUUAAGAAAUACUCUGCUUCAGAGGAGGCUCUUCUGAGGUUGCUGCCAUUGGUCAAAGCCUCCAACAAAGCUCUGUAAGAACAUCUGUACUCACUUUACUUUUAACAUCCAAUUGUGCCAGUAAUUUAUUUCACCAGGCUUUCUGUCUUUGUAUGAAUUUGUACCCUAAAGUUUUGGAAUUUCUCCAAUACAACUGUAACUUCUUUGA